Molecule: messenger RNA, 3795 nt
Organism: Daphnia carinata
Lineage: Eukaryota; Metazoa; Arthropoda; Branchiopoda; Diplostraca; Daphniidae
Gene: IA-2
Product: receptor-type tyrosine-protein phosphatase N2-like
Exons: 19
Coding region: 294-3116 (940 amino acids)
Biological process (GO): protein dephosphorylation
Cellular component (GO): secretory granule
Molecular function (GO): protein tyrosine phosphatase activity
Source: RefSeq, a predicted model, not a curated record
CGUAGGUGGCAGAUUGCGCAGCAAGAAAGAAGCGUUGGUGAAGUCCCGGCUUUCUCUCUAGUGUAAAAGAAGUCUGACGUGAACGUUUCAUGAAACGCAAAGACCUUUCUUCAAGUGGAUAACUUAUCGCACUGAAAGUCGCAGAAUAUACAGCCGUGUGCAUGGUUAGCAAUUCGUACACGAAACGAAGAAGUUUCGAUUGUCCCGCAGAAUCGUUUUUUACCUUCCAAACAUCGCUUUGAUACGGUGGCCAUGCCUGAGAGUUGGUUUUGACGAAACUGCCCAUUUCCAAAAUGCAAUGUUUCUUGAAGUUCUCUUAUAGGCUGCAGUUCGCUUUUGCCUUAUUGCUUGCUUUCUCGGAAGUCGGAUUCGCCAGGAACGAAGGCUCGGUUGGGUGCCUCUUCCAGAAUGAAAUUUGUAAAGCGGAGACAGAAUGGUGCUACAAUGAUGAAAUAUUCGGCCAAUGUCUGUCAAUACAAACCGAAGCAUUUGAGCUGUCUCCAGCAUUGCACCGGAGCAUGAUUGGGGAAAAUGAACUAGCAGCCUUGGAAGUGGCUCUAACACAGCUAAAGCGGAAAGGUUACCAAUGGACAGACAGUGUGUCGCAGUGCGUCCUACAGCGUCUAAUACGUUCUUUAGCGAACAAGAACUCCGGUGCUCCAGACAUUUGCUCGAAGUUGCCCGACAACGGAAGAAACAAGGAAACUAGUAUGCCCUCCGUGGAAGACAAAGGACGCCGUCUGCGUGCAGGAAAAUAUCGCACCAAUCAAUAUCCCCUUCAAACAACCAGCAUUUACUUGAACCGGGAUGAACUACUUGACGUUAUAAACGCUAUGGAAGACGACCACUAUGAAACAAGCGGUAGCUAUAACGCCAUGCCGGACGAUACGAUGUUGGAGGAAUGGCCUGAUUCAUCGCAGAUGAAAGUCCCCACGGCUAGAAGUUCAACCAUAAAAGACAAUGACCAAUCUUCUGCCCAGUCGGAAAAAGACCUUUUUCCGUUGGACAACGAUAGAGACUACCAAAUCCUGAGCUUGCAGCAAGUCCUGUCAUCGGCAGCUGACCCUAGAACUUACCAUGAACGACCAGAAUCGGCCAUGCCCUUGGAUAGCGAAGAAGACUUUUUCAAUCUACCCUCUACUGAAAAUGCUCAUGCCAGUCCAAAAUUUGCUAGGCAAGAACGGUUGGACGUUAAAAAGCCCGGCCCAUGGUUUAACGUCAACAAUUACGCUUUUGAGAGCGAAGAAGAUGAUGACAACCGUGCAGCAAACAUCUGGAUACGUUCAAACGAAUCUCCUGACGUUGACGAAGAAGAAUUCAGAGAUUCAACGGUCAAUCGUGAUUUCCGAAAAAACAACUACAAGAUAACUCGGCGCAUGACUGAAACCGAUAAGUCUAUUCCCGUUCAACGUCUGAUAGAAAUACUGAACAGCGAGACAAAUGACGGCCAUUCCGUUUCGAUGGAUGGAAUUGAACCACAACGCUUUAAAGGAACUAACACCUUCAAGACGAACAGAGCAACUGGAAAAAUGGAAGCUAAAGCAACAAAAACGGAAAACGAAUCUAACAAGGAAAUGGAUUUAAUACCAUCCGAUUCAUGGGACCGAGAUAUUUUGGAUGCAAACCAUGUUUUUAUAACCAUCAAAGGACAAUUCAAGAGUUGGAGACAAGGUGCGGGAUUGGUGAAUGUUCUAUGUGAUCUUUUAAAAGUUCCACAUACUACCUUAACCAACGUUAGUGUGCAGACGAAUAAGGUAACAUUCCAAGUAUCGGAAAAAGGAAAUAAUCUGAAUUCCUGGUUGGUGGCUUCGAAAGCAGAUCAAAUGCGUCACAAGAUACAGGAAAUAACUGGGCUUGAAGUGGAAACGACUGGCGUCGGGGAUCAAACUAGUGUGUCGAGUGUCCUUAAUUGGGGACGAGAGAACCAACAGAUGCUACUGUCCGUUGGCUUGUGCAUCCUGACGGCCACCAUUGUUGUCGCUGUCGUAGUCAUCUUGCUUGUGCGGAACCGCCACAUCGCCCGUCAGAAAAUCAAGGAUCUCACAAAUUCCGCUGAUAGCGAAGCAACACACGAUUAUCAGGACCUGUGCCGGGCUCGCAUGGCAACCAAAUGCGCUACCCCUGAACCGAGCAAGGAUUCACCAAAAACGCCGCGAGGGCUGUUGUCACGUGACUCGGAAUCCUCUCGAUCCAGCACAUCUUCAUGGUGUGAGGAACCCGUUUUGACCAACAUGGAUAUUUCAACGGGCCACAUGGUUUUGUCCUACAUGGAAGACCAUCUUCGAAAUAAAUUCCGCUUAGACCAAGAAUGGCAAGCUCUUUGCUCCUACGAGGCUGAACCUUCUACCGGCGCCCUCAUCGCAUCCAAACCGGAAAAUAAUGGGAAAAACCGCUUCAGUGAUGUUCUACCUUACGAUCAUUCGCGUGUGGUGUUAAACGUUUUAGCCAAUACUUCAGGAUCGGACUACAUAAAUGCAUCGUCUAUCACUGACCACGAUCCAAGACAUCCAGCGUACAUAGCUGCCCAAGCACCGCUCGCCGAAACAACGUCGGAUUUUUGGCAAAUGAUCUGGGAACAAGGAAGUGUGGUCCUGGUCUUAUUGACUAAAGUCGUUGAAAACGGACAGGAACUAUGUCAUAAAUAUUGGCCUGAGGAGGGGUCUCAACUCUACCACAUUUACGAGGUCCAUCUUGUAAGCGAACACAUUUGGUGCGACGACUAUCUUGUUCGUUCAUUUUAUCUGAAAAACAUUCGCACUGGCGAAACGAGAACGGUCACUCAGUUUCACUUUCAAUCAUGGCCAGAAAACGGCGUUCCUUCAUCAACUAAAGCUUUACUUGAAUUCAGAAGAAAGGUCAACAAAUCCUAUCGCGGCCGUUCAUGCCCUAUUGUCGUUCACUGUGGCGAUGGAGCUGGAAGAACUGGAACUUAUUGUUUGAUAGACAUGGUACUUCAUCGAAUGGCUAAGGGGGCUCGUGAGAUCGACAUUGCUGCUACUCUAGAACAUCUGCGUGAUCAGCGUCCACACGCCGUGCGAACUAAGCAACAGUUUGAAUUUGUUCUUACCGCUGUGGCUGAAGAAGUACAUGCAAUCCUACGAGCACUACCGCAAUAGGCUGAGGAUAAACAAUUAACGCAAAUUAUAAUUGUAUGGGCCAAACUUCUAUCAUAGUAUAUUGAAAACGAAAUUCAGCUGCCCAUUGAAUUUCUUAGUCUACUUGGGUUAUAAUGUUUCAUACCAGUCUAAUGAACCUUCUGAGUGUCCGCCAAAUUCCUUCUAUUACCAUCCAACUAUUAUUCCCUUGUCAAAUCAUAAGGGUUAUCGUAAUCGUAAUAAUCAAAUCUUAAAGGAUUCACAGCCCUUCCGUUGUGAACCGUUCAUCGAUCUCCUGAUUAACUGGCUACUGAGAAAUCAUCCUUUCAUCAAUCCACAACUUACAGAUAUUUUUAUUUUUCCUGUUUCAAUUUUUUGGUUUUUACCCCAUCGUGCCGAAUUUCUUGAUUACAAUCUAGUUAGUGGGUUGAAAACAUUUGCGAUCUUUCUAACUGCGUUGAGGCGUGUUAAGCAGAUCACAGAGGGCUGAGUCAGGUACAAACGUAGAAUAAUAAGGAAAACCGAAAACCCUCCACCAUCAGAGUAGGAACAUAACAGACAACAUUUUUGGCUUUCAAGAAUAAAAUGGAAUGUGUAUGGCAGCAAAUCACGGUUCUAGCUAGUAAUUGUCGGCAGAUGACAAUCUUUAUUACUUAAUCGAAAAUGCCGCAAGCUACAUGGCAUCAUUAGAAAAAACAAA